GCGAGAACAAAUAAUAUACAAGUUUACAAUACACAAACCGGAUCGGGAUAAAAGGUGUGCUCGGUGAAAAUUACAACGCAGAAGUGUUCGUUUUAAAGAAGUGGACACUUUAGAAUUGUUUUCAUAUAACACGAAGUGAAACAAGGGUUUAUAAUAAUCACCGUACUUGUAAGAUAGAGUUGCCUCGGGUACACUUUUACAUACUAAUGAUGAUGGCCACACCACCAGUGCCAGCUGCGUCCUUGCCACCCGCACCUGUGCCAUACACAAACAUGACACCAAGUGAUCCAAUGCCACUUAGCAAUAAUAGUUUAGGCAAGUCCCGAGAGGGACCUCCACCGACACCUCGGCGCUACUCAGAGACAAAGAAAUCUGAUUCAAAAAAAUCAGGAAGACCGGGUCCUCCCAGACCACCCGCGCCAGCUGUUGUGGCCGCUGAAAUUACCAAAGAUAAGGCGGCGCCAUCUUCUCCAAGCGUAUUAACACACCAGCGGAAACUCAGCAAUGUCACACCGGUCAAGAUGAACAGGAGCGUAGAUCAACACUCCAUGACUGAUCAACAGGACGACCAGCACCAUGAAUCACAACCCCCUUUGCCCAGGUUUGUGAGUCACAGCGAUGCCAACCAAAAUAUUGUAGGCCUGGAUGAAGUCGCCUUAUCAGACAGCAAAAACGCUGCUGGUAUUGUCACUACACAGGUGAAGCAUCAGGAGAGUGCGCAGGGAAAUCACCAUGUGAACGGUAUUACUGUACAAAGCGAAGGUGCCAUCACACUGCUGGCUGGUGCUGUAGGUAUCGGCACAGAUGAGGCCUCUGAGUCGGCUGAUGAGGUUCGAACUGAUAGUGCAGAAACAACUGAGACGCGAAAUAGAGCGGCCGAUUCGAGGCGAAAUCCUGCAAUUGUCCACAUUGGAUUGGGUAACUUCGUGCGUGCGCACUUCGGACGCUACAUGCAGGACUACAAUGAGAAAGCCAAAGAGUUAGGUCUGCAACAGUGGGAUAUCCGUGCGGUAGACAGAGACUCGCCACGAACUCGCGAUCUGAUAGAAUACUUCGACGAGAGUAAUUACACGUACGAUGUCACGGCGCUCAGCCAGGAGUAUCAGGGCACCAAAACCAUCGGUGCAUUCAAAGAGUUGGUCAACAUGGGCACGUCGCCCGAGAUAGCCAUAGAGAUGCUGGCGGAUGAGAAUACAAAGGUUUGUUCGCUGACUGUGACUGAGAAGGGGUACAGUUGCGAUCUCGGUACAGGCGCUAUCAUAAUGAAUCCAGAACUGGAACACGAUCUGACAAAUGAGGGAAGCCAGAAGCCCAAGUCGAUGCUUGGUCUUGUGGUGGAGGCCCUGAGACGCCGCAUGGAAAGAGGUCACCAACCACUCUCGAUGAUGUCACUUGAUAAUAUACCCGGGAAUGGGUUCGUGUUCCAAAAUGCGGUUGUUGGUUUCGCACGACUGAAGGGAUGUCUCCGUCUGGAAGAGUGGAUCCGCACAAAGGUCUACUUCCCGAAUACGAUGGUCGACAGGAUAACACCAAACACCAAACUGGCAUCAGAUGCUGUGAUCUGUGAACCGUUCAGACAGUGGGUAGUAGAAACACGCUUCUGCAACGACAGACCCCAGUGGGAGCUACUGAAAACCAAGGGGGUUAACAAGAUUAUAUUGACUGAUGAUGUAAUUCCGUACGAGCACUUGAAGGUACGUAUCCUCAACGCCACGCACAGCAUGUUCGCGUACUGUGCAUACCUGUGUGGGUACAGGCAAAUUGACAAGGCUAUGGCUGAUACACGCCUGUUGUACAUGGUACAAUCCGCCACACGAGAGACACUCACCACAGUGCACCCGCCAGAGGGUGUGGAUACGACGGAGUACGCGGAUCUAAUCGUGGAACGCUUUGGUAAUCCACGUGUCAGUGAUGCUGUUGCGCGUGUUUGUGAAGACGGCAGCAUGAAGGCCAACAGUUUCUGGAAGCCUAUUAUUCAGGAUCACGUGUUCGCCGACCGCCGCUUCCCCAUUAUGGCCAUUGGUAUUGCUACUUGGAUUUUCUAUUCUAGCGGAGAGGAUGGUCAUGGCCACGCAAUUGAGAUCCGUGAUCCAAUGAUGGGCGAGACCUUGAAGCCUAUUGCCAAACAGGCCAGGAAAGACAAGAACGUUAGACCGUUCCUCUGCCAAGCCUUCGGCGAGGAGAUAGGCGACAACGAGUUUGUUGCACAGCAAGUGGAGUACUGGUACGGGCGUAUAGUAGGAGAGGGUAGCGUGGACGAAUUCCUAACCAGCAUGGAGAAAGAGCUGAAGGAAGUUGCCCAGGCUGACGAAGUACCUGCCGAAGUGGCAGAGAUCACCGAGCCCAUAUCCGCUCGACCGCCAGAGCUCAGAAGAAGGUUUUCGGAACAUAUCGAUUCGUUGGACAUGGCUGCUGAAUUGUCAUUAGACUUCAGCGAGAUGCGAGCUGACAGUGAGGACGAGGAGAUGGAGUUGGUCAGUGCGCACUAAGAAACCGUUGAUGGGGCUGGGAUAUGGAUAUUGUUCCCUGCGGUGAACGACGGAAUAGCAGUCAGUAGUUGGAAGGUGCGAAACGAGUAUUUUCCUUACUUGAUAACUAGGCUAUAACUUAACUUAAGAUCACGUUCCAUACAUAUAGACGUGGAUAAUACGUUAGACACCAACAGGUGAGCUCCGUAGCAUCACCAGAAAAGGCUUCGGUCAAGCCUCUGGAGAGGAAGUAAAGAUUUGGAUUGAGAAAAGGUCAUUGUUAGGUAAACAUAAAAGAAAUUUACUGUUUGCACACCCAAAAGAAACUCCAUUUUCUCUACUCGUUGGAUAUGCAAGAUAGUAUUCGUACAUUCUUACUUUUAAAAGAAUAUAGCGUAACUCGGAAGAAUGAAAUCUAAGUGAAUAAAUACGAUAGGGUCACACAUUACCAGACACAGCUAUCCAGUCAUGUCCAGCACUUGGUAGUUGGUUAUACAGUUUAUUGGUGAAACCAUAUUUUUAUUAUCGUGUACCGGAUG
Messenger RNA from Sphaeroforma arctica JP610, 3007 nucleotides. RefSeq lists its product as hypothetical. NCBI's taxonomy places the organism in Eukaryota, Ichthyosporea, Ichthyophonida. Gene Ontology annotation, biological process: mannitol metabolic process. Gene Ontology annotation, molecular function: oxidoreductase activity, acting on the CH-OH group of donors, NAD or NADP as acceptor. The record is from RefSeq and is a predicted model, not a curated record. Bases 207 to 2489 code for a protein of 760 amino acids. The transcript has a single exon.